Messenger RNA from Rhizoctonia solani, 771 nucleotides. RefSeq names its product bucentaur or craniofacial development protein. The record is from RefSeq and is a predicted model, not a curated record. Lineage: Eukaryota; Fungi; Basidiomycota; Agaricomycetes; Cantharellales; Ceratobasidiaceae. The transcript has 5 exons. The coding region runs from base 1 to 771 and encodes 256 amino acids.
AUGUCUAAACUUCCAACUCUCAGCUCUGUGAUUCUUGACUCGGAUGAGGAUGACGACGACUAUGUUCCGGGAGAACAAGAUUCUGACUCGGAUAGCGAGACUGGGAGAGAGGCCAAGAAACCGCGUACAGAGGAAGCUCUAGAUACAAAAAAUAAUAAACUACUUCCGGACGACGCGGCCCGCGAUGCACUUUGGAGCUCAUUCUUGGAAUCAACUCGAGCUGAACCUGUCGGCUCAAACAUUUCAACUCCCAAAUUCGAAGCGAAGAUGGUUACCAUUGAGAAGAAAUACCGAUUCGCGGGAGAAGAUGUAAUAGAAAAGGUGGUCGUUGCUGAAGACGCUCCAGAGGCACAGGAGUGGUGUAAGCACCAAGCCACGGACGACCGAGGCGCGAGUUCAACAACUACGCCUGAUAUCUCAACUCCGGGUUCUAGGAAUUUAACCCCUAGUACCAGUCCUCUUCCCCUAGUGGAGAUGAAAGAUUCGAAAAUGGAAAUACCAUCGUCAGCCAAACCUAAACCCCCUACGAAGCCUCGGAAGUCACUUUCUGGCCUGGCGGCCGCGGCAAAAUCGAAGAAACUAACAACUCUGGACAAAUCUCGCUUGGACUGGCAGUCUCAUCUGGCGUCAGCUACCCAGGAGGAAAGAGACGAACUCGAACGGAACCGAAAAGCAGGAGGUGCAGGAUACCUCGAAAAGGUAGAUUUUCUUGCAAGGGUAGACCAACGAAAAGACGGCGUGUUUGAAGAUAGCAAGCGCAAGCGACGCUGA